AUGUCCUUCCUACCUUACUUUGAUGUCGAUGAGAGCCUUCGAGGGCUCGCCGGAAAAGCCGAAGGCUUCGGCCGUCAUGCAAUCGGUGGAUUGCAUGGAGAAAUUUAUUAUGUCACAUCCCUUGCCGAUGAUGGUUGUGGAACACUACGUGAAGGAUGCCGAAGAAAAGAAGCACUCUGGAUUGUGUUUGAGAUUUCAGGGAUGAUAGAGUUGUUAACAAGUGUGCGAGUGAGUUCAUAUAAGACAAUCGAUGGAAGAGGGCAAAAGGUGAAGUUGAGAGGAAAAGGUUUGCAAUUAAAAGAGUGUGAGCAUGUGAUUGUGUGUAAUCUCAAUUUUGAAGGUGGACGAGGACAUGAUGUUGAUGCAAUUCAAAUCAAGCCCAAUUCCAAGCACAUUUGGAUCGAUCGAUGUAGUUUUCAAUAUUAUUCUGAUGGUUUAAUUGAUAUUACUUGCCAAAGUACCGAUAUUACUAUUUCCAGAUGUCACUUUGCAAGGCAUGAUAAAACAAUAUUAAUUGGAGCAAAUAGUAAACAUAUCAUGGAUAGAUGUAUAAGAGUAACAAUACACCAUUGUUUCUUUGAUGGAACCAAUCAACGUCAUCCACGUGUCAGAUUUGCCAAAGUUCAUCUCUACAACAACUUCACAACCAAUUGGGCCAUUUAUGCUGUUUGUGCCAGUGUUGAAUCUCAGAUUGUUUCUCAAUGUAACAUAUAUGAAGCUGGAAACAAGAAAUCAGUGUUCAAAUAUCUUACUGAAAAGGCAGGAGAUAAAGAAGAAGAAAGUAGUGGAGCUAUAAGAUCAGAAGGGGAUUUGUUCUUGAAUGGUUCACAAGCAUGUCUAAACACUAAUAAAGAUCAUUUGGAGGAGUGUGUUUUAAAAGUUGAUGAGCAUUACACUGCAUGGACUGUUCAACCUGCAACAUUAGCACUUAAACAAACCAUAAAAAUGUUUGCAGGGUGGCAGGAUGUUCCAAGGCCUCAAUUAGGGUUUUCUUAA
Messenger RNA from Dioscorea cayenensis subsp. rotundata (Guinea yam), 996 nucleotides. Its product is annotated as putative pectate lyase 21. Gene Ontology annotation, molecular function: pectate lyase activity. The record is from RefSeq and is a predicted model, not a curated record. NCBI's taxonomy places the organism in Eukaryota, Viridiplantae, Streptophyta, Magnoliopsida, Dioscoreales, Dioscoreaceae.